GGAAUUUCCACGUGGGUUAGGUUAGGUUAAUACAAAAUUGUGUUGAUGUAUAUUUAAUAAUAUAAUUUAUUAGAAUGGCAAUAUCAAAUAUAAAAAAGAAAAAGGUAUCUAAGAAACUAAAGAGUUCAUGGCGAAAACAUGUGAAUAUAAAUGAAGUUGAAGAAUUUCUAGAAGAGCAAAGAUUAGAAGAAAGGUUAGGGCCUUCCUUGGAGUUGGUUCCGGAUAGUGAACUAUUUAAAGUUGAUUCUAAGCCUUCAACAGAAUUAUUAUCAUCUAGAGAAAGAAGAAAAUUAAAAGCUGCUAAACCUUUAAAAUGUUUUUCUGCAUUACAGCCACACACAAAUGUUCCAGAUCCCAUAUCCAGAAGAAAUCGUGUUAGAACUAAAGAAGAAAGAAAGAGUAGGCUGGUAACAUUAAAAGAACAACAAAAUGAAGUAAAAGGCAUUGUAAAACGUAAAACAAUUCAAGCUGCUGAAAAUAGGAAGUUGGAUGAUUUAAAGAGGAAAAAUAAACCAAAACGUGGAGAAUUUUCCUCUGAUUUGUGGCAAGAUAGUGAUAAGCAGUCAAGUACUGAAGAUUGGGUCGAUAAAAACGCUAAAAAGCAUAACUUAAAAGGUGUAGGUGUAGCUGUAAAAAAGACAAGGUCUAAUAAAUCGGCUACUAAUAUUCCAGCAAUUGAACCCCCACAUCCUGGUAUGUCAUAUAAUCCUAGCUAUGCUGAUCAUCAAGAUUUAUUACAAAAGGUAGCGGAAAAAGAACAAAAACUUAUAAAGGAAGAGAAACAUUUACGAAGAGUUACUAGUGGAAUGUUCAGCAAAGUAACAGAGUCUAAACGAGACCAAGAUUGGUUAAUAGAUAUGUCAGAAGGUUUACCAAGUAAAAGUAAUACUGAGUCUAAUACUGAAGAAGGAAAUGAUACAGAAUUUAAAUCAAUAAAUCCACCUGUAAAGAAUGUCAAAAAGACAUUAAAACAAAAACGAAAACAUAAAGAACAUUUAGAAUUGGAGAAGGCAAGGAAAGCACUCAAGUUGGAAAAGAAAAAGGUUACAGAUAUUCACAACUUACGAAAGGUUGUUAAGCACAUUGAUUCUGUUAAAGAAAAACAGAACAAAUUGAGGGAAAUUAGAAAAAAGAAUAAGAAUCUUAAUAAAAAGCCCACAGUUUUGAAUGCCAACAAGUUUGAAGAACCUGAUUUAGAGUUUAACAUGGGUCAGGACAUAGCAGGUAACUUAAAAGAUUUAAAAACAGAAGGUAACAUACUCAUAGAUAGAUUUAAAAGUAUGCAAAAGCGAAAUAUAUUGGCCCCUACAAAGAGACAAACGCAUAAGAAGGCUAAAGUUAAGAAAUACACCAAGCCUGGGCAUAAAGAUAAUGAUUGGAAGAAGACUGUGGCACGUUCUUUAAGUUAAGAAUCAUUAGUUCUGUGUAAAUGUAAUAAAAUUUGUUAAACUA
Molecule: messenger RNA, 1452 nt
Organism: Diabrotica balteata
Lineage: Eukaryota; Metazoa; Arthropoda; Insecta; Coleoptera; Chrysomelidae
Source: the annotation of a GenBank genome assembly